Molecule: messenger RNA, 2952 nt
Organism: Mus musculus (house mouse)
Lineage: Eukaryota; Metazoa; Chordata; Mammalia; Rodentia; Muridae
Gene: Adtrp
Product: androgen dependent TFPI regulating protein
Exons: 7
Coding region: 647-1339 (230 amino acids)
Biological process (GO): negative regulation of leukocyte migration; negative regulation of extracellular matrix constituent secretion; negative regulation of leukocyte cell-cell adhesion
Cellular component (GO): plasma membrane; membrane; caveola
Molecular function (GO): FAHFA hydrolase activity
Source: RefSeq, a predicted model, not a curated record
ACAAGGCAGUUCUCCUUAAGUCCCCUUCUGCAUAGAUGGAGGGUACAAAUGCUGUACGGAUAGAAUGUCUGAACAUCUUUAGUUCCGUAGUGUAAGGGUGUGGAAGUGAGACACCCUUGAGUCGGUGUCUCAGCGGAUCAAAGACUUUUCUCAAGCUUGAAAAUGCCUCAGAUUUCAAAAGUGGAAUGACUACACCCUAUUUCCUUAUCUUUCUUCAUGCUGUAAACACAUCCAAGUCUGUACUUCCUGGUUUAAAAGGAACCUCCCCUUUGCUGGGACACUGUGGAUACUUCUGAUCUUUCAGUCAAAUGAAAAGAGCAGAGGCGUGACCUUUUACCGAGAUGGCAUUUGUAACAGGUUAUUUAGCAACCUAUGCCCUCUGUUCAAAGUGCAACUUCAUGGCUUUCCUGGAGCCCUGUUUUGAAAUGGGUGCAAACUGUCAGGUUACCUAUCGCAGAGAUUCCCUCCCACACUUAUAAGGAAAGGUGCCUAAGAGCGAGAUGCAAAGUCCAGCCUGUGUUGAAAUGCUCAUGCCCAGAGGGCUUUGUUUCUACAGCUUUCCAGCCUGAACAGAGGGCAGCUGGGACACCCAGGACUCAGAGUGAACGCAGAGCGGGUGCCACUGUCGCUCCGAUCCAGGGAAGCCAUGACGAAAACAACCACUUGCGUGUACCACUUCCUUGUUCUGAACUGGUACAUUUUCCUCAAUUAUCACAUCCCACAGAUUGGAAGGAAUGAGGAGAAGCUAAGGGAAUUCCAUGACGGUGGGCGAUCCAAGUACUUGACACUCCUUAAUCUGCUCUUGCAGGCCAUUUUCUUUGGGGUCGCCUGCCUGGAUGAUGUGCUGAAAAGAGUCAUCGGAAGGAAAGACAUCAAGUUUGUCACAUCCUUCAGAGAUCUGCUCUUUACCACAAUGGCUUUUCCUAUAUCCACAUUUGUGUUCUUGGUAUUCUGGACUCUCUUUCACUACGACCGGAGCCUCGUUUACCCCAAGGGCUUGGAUGACUUCUUCCCAGCAUGGGUUAACCACGCAAUGCAUACCUCCAUAUUUCCCUUUUCACUGUUUGAAACCAUCCUCAGACCACACAACUAUCCAUCGAAGAAGCUAGGACUCACCUUGCUGGGUGCUUUUAAUUUUGCCUACAUCAUCAGGAUCCUGUGGCGCUACGUUCAGACUGGAAACUGGGUGUACCCCGUGUUUGACUCCCUCAGCCCACUGGGUAUUAUCAUCUUCUUCUCAGCCGCUUACAUCCUAGUCGCCGGCAUCUACCUGUUUGGCGAGAAGAUCAAUCACUGGAAAUGGGGUGCCAUAGCAAAGCCACAGAUGAAGAAGAAUUGAUGACGUACUAUUUUCCAAGAGCCAUGGAAGAAGAAACUUAAGAACCGGUCAUCUUUCUAUUAUCCUCAUUAUUAUUAUUAUUAUUUCUUUUUGGAUCAGGGGUGGACUUGCUUGGGGAGAUAGAAAGGACGGAGAAUGUUGCAUAGUUUUAAUAAAGGAUAUAAAGGGAGCUUCUCUUGGGAUCUCCUGGUUUUCUAAAAGGCUGACAUCUCCUGUUACUUUUGAUUGACCUCCACAUUUUGUUUCUGACCAAAAAGGCUCAACAAGCUUGUCUAAACUUGUUGCUGGACCAUUUAGAGAAUGGGUGUGGGGACAAGAACAUGGGGGCAUAAACUCUCUUUACCUUCUAGGGGUAUGGGGAAGACACAGAUGACAUGCUCCAAACGUCAAAAUCAUGACCAAGCUGGAGUAGUGGUGCACACAGGGCAUUCCCUGCAUUCUGGAGGCUAAAUCAGGAAGAUCGUGAAUUCAGGGUUGCCCUGGACUGCAGAGUAAGACCCUGUCAUUAGAAGACCAAAAAUAAUAAUUUAAAAGUAGUUGUUGCUGGGUGGGUAGGGGAUUGGGGGGAGGGUAUGGGGGACUUUUGGGAUAGCAUUUGAAAUGUAAAUGAAGAAAAUACCUAAUUAAAAAAAAGUUUAAGAAACACUAAAAAAAAAAAAAAGAAAAAGUAGUUGUCGAAAUGAAGACAGUGCCGGCUUCUUCUAGAUCUCCCAAUACCAAAUACUGGGCCAUUUUUCAAUAAUCCCCACUUCUCUUUAAAAAAAAAAGUACGUAUUUUUAAUAAGCUAAUUGUUUUCAGUGAUUUCUGACCUAUUUUUCCCUUGAUUUAGAAGUGUACAGAAAUAUAACCUAGCGGCAGCUAACUUUAUAAUAACAACUAAUAAAAAAAAUGGCAGCAAACUCGCUGGGGCAGUGAGAAUAAUUUAUAACAAGUGGUGGGAAGUCUACCCCUCUUCAGAGCAAACAUUUGGGGUGGGAGUUACCAAUUAAUGUGGAACGUAAGGGGCUGUCAAAUGGCUCUUCCAUUUGGAUACUGGUUUGAAGGGAGGCACAGAUGAGUUAUUGGGAAGUCAGUGUGUAUACCAUAUGCAAGCAGGACUUUAGCUGGGACAAAGGCUAACUGAGGGAGCCAAGGGUGCUUCUAUACAAGCUCCUCAACUGAUCAGGUGACUCACAAGAGCUCAUGAGCCCUUUCCUUUCUCUGGGGGCUUUUAAGUCCAGCUUUGUCACUGCUGUAUAUUUGUUUUACACAGAACAGGGUCUUGUAAAAAUAAUUCAUGUGUUUUAACCAUAUUUGCCUCCCAAGACCAUCACCUCCCCACCCUUGCCCAACUCCUGCUCCUCCUACCAGCUUCCCUUCUGAUUUCAUCUUCCCCCACCUCUCAGACACAUACACACAGACAGACAUGCAGACACACACACAUGGAACAUGUACAUGCAUGGGUCCAUGUAUCUGUAAUAUAAUCUAAGAUCUACAUAUGAGAAAAAAAUAAACAUUUGUAUUUCUAAGUUUGGCUUAUUUCCCUUAAUUUGAUGGUCUCUGCGUACCUCCAUUGUCCAGCAAAGGAUGUAAUUUCAUUCUUUAUGAGUAAAUAAAACCGCAUUUCUAUAAA